GAUGAUCUGCUCUAAUCAAUCACACCGGCGGUUGGAAUGGUGGUUCCCUUCUAUUCUCUCCUGCUCUCCGGUGUAGUACGACUAUUUAUACAAAAAGGAACCUGUGCGCACGAUCUGCCUCAUCGGAGCGGUUCAGUUUUGUGUUUAGCCAGUGCGCUCUCGGUACAGAAUCAUCUGAGAAAGUCAAGCAGGCCGGGUUCUUCCGCAAACGCCAAACAUCUCAAAACAGUGGUUUCUAUUUUUCCAUCAACGACUUCAAGUGCUUCCAUCCAAAAACUUCAAGUGCUGCAAUAUGGCUUGUACCGUGGUUCCGAAUGCCAUUUUUAAGAACGGCAACAGCAUCCCCAUGAUCGGACUGGGCACCUGGAACUCUCCCCCGGGACAGGUUGCGCAGGCCGUAAAGGAUGCCAUUGACGUCGGGUACCGGCACAUCGACUGUGCUCAUGUGUACCAAAACGAGCAUGAGGUUGGCGAAGGAAUUGAGGCUAAAAUUGCUGAAGGUGUCGUCAAGCGAGAGGAUCUCUUCGUGACCAGCAAACUGUGGAACACCUUCCACCGGCCGGAUCUGGUUGAGGGUGCCUGUAAGACGACGCUGACGAACCUCAAACUCGAUUAUCUCGAUCUGUACCUGAUUCACUGGCCGGUGGGCUAUCAGGAAGGGUCGGAGCUGUUCCCGAUGGGACCGGAUGGUAAGACGUUCAUAUUUUCGGAUGCCGAUUACGUGGAUACGUGGACCGAAAUGGAGAAACUCGUCGAUGCCGGGCUGGUGCGCAAUAUUGGGCUUUCCAACUUUAACGCCAAACAGGUUCAGCGUGUGCUCGACAUUGCACGGAUCGCCCCGGUAACGAAUCAAAUCGAGUGCCACCCUUAUCUACACCAGUCCAAGAUUACUUCGUUCUGUGCCGCGAACGGGAUCAUCGUGACGGCGUACAGUCCGCUCGGAUCACCAGCUCGACCCUGGGUGAAAGCAGACGAUCCGGUACUGAUGGAUGAUGCUGCGGUUGGCGAGCUGGCCAAAAAGUAUGGCAAAACUACGGCGCAAAUUUUGAUCCGCUACCAGAUCCAGCUGGGACACGUCGUUAUUCCGAAAUCGGUUACGAAGGAGCGAAUUGCAUCGAAUUUUGACGUUUUUAGCUUCCAGCUGGAUGAUGCAGAUAUGAAAGUGUUGGCCGGAUUGGAAAGGAAUGGACGCAUCUGUCCGGAAUCGAGCGCCUUUGGACAUCCGCAUCAUCCGUUUGAGAAGGAAGAAUAGAGGGGAAAUAUUCCACGCAUGGAAGGGGUGUUUCUAGAAGGAGUUUUACCAAUAAAAUACAUUUUACUUCGUGUACAGUACACGCUUUGAAA
This is a messenger RNA of Anopheles stephensi (Asian malaria mosquito), 1344 nucleotides long. Its product is annotated as aldo-keto reductase family 1 member B1-like. Lineage: Eukaryota; Metazoa; Arthropoda; Insecta; Diptera; Culicidae. Gene Ontology annotation, cellular component: cytosol. The coding region runs from base 293 to 1252 and encodes 319 amino acids. Gene Ontology annotation, molecular function: aldose reductase (NADPH) activity. The record is from RefSeq and is a predicted model, not a curated record. The transcript is spliced from 3 exons.